This is a messenger RNA of Elephantulus edwardii (Cape elephant shrew), 1821 nucleotides long. RefSeq names its product homeodomain interacting protein kinase 4 (gene HIPK4). The record is from RefSeq and is a predicted model, not a curated record. Gene Ontology annotation, molecular function: protein tyrosine kinase activity; ATP binding; protein serine/threonine kinase activity. Gene Ontology annotation, cellular component: cytoplasm; nucleus. Gene Ontology annotation, biological process: peptidyl-threonine phosphorylation; peptidyl-serine phosphorylation. Bases 1 to 1821 code for a protein of 606 amino acids. NCBI's taxonomy places the organism in Eukaryota, Metazoa, Chordata, Mammalia, Macroscelidea, Macroscelididae. The transcript has 4 exons.
AUGGCCACCAUCCAGUCAGAGACUGACUGCUAUGACAUCAUUGAGGUGCUGGGCAAGGGCACCUUCGGGGAGGUGGCCAAGGGCUGGCGGCGGAGCACGGGGGAGAUGGUGGCCAUCAAGAUCCUCAAGAACGACGCCUACCGCAACCGUAUCAUCAAGAAUGAGCUGAAGCUGCUGCGUUGCAUGCGGGGCCUGGACCCCGAGGAGGCCCAUGUCAUACGCUUCCUGGAGUUCUUCCAUGAUGCUCUCAAGUUCUACCUGGUUUUUGAGCUGCUGGAGCAAAACCUCUUUGAGUUUCAGAAGGAGAACAACUUUGCACCCCUUGCUGCUCGCCACAUCCGCACGGUCACCCUGCAGGUGCUCAGAGCACUGGCCCGGCUCAAGGAGCUGGCCAUCAUUCACGCUGAUCUCAAACCUGAAAACAUCAUGCUGGUGGACCAGACUCGCUGCCCUUUCAGGGUCAAGGUGAUUGACUUCGGCUCAGCCAGCAUUUUCAGCGAGGUUCGUUAUGUGAAGGAGCCUUACAUCCAGUCACGCUUCUACCGAGCCCCUGAGAUCCUACUGGGGCUGCCCUUCUGUGAGAAGGUGGAUGUGUGGUCCCUGGGCUGUGUCAUGGCCGAGCUGCACCUUGGUUGGCCCCUCUACCCAGGCAACAACGAAUAUGACCAGGUGCGCUACAUCUGCGAGACACAGGGCCUGCCCAAGCCCCACCUGCUGCAUGCUGCCCGCAAGGCCCACCACUUCUUCAAGCGCAAUCCCCACCCUGAUGCCACCAACCCCUGGCAACUCAAGUCCUCAGCCGACUACCUGGCCGAGACCAAGGUGCGCCCACUAGAGCGCCGCAAGUACAUGCUAAAGUCACUGGAUCAGAUUGAGUCGGUGAACGGUGGAGCAGCAGGCCGGCUGGCCUUCCCAGACCGGGAGGCCCUGGCUGAGCACGCCGACCUCAAGAGCAUGGUGGAGCUGAUCAAGCGCAUGCUGACGUGGGAGUCUCAUGAGAGGAUCAGCCCCAGCGCGGCCCUGCGCCACCCCUUCGUGUCCAUGCAGCAGCUGCGCAGCACCCAUGAGUCCACGCGCUACUACCAGCUCUCCCUGCACAGCUACCGGCUCUCCCUGCAGGUAGAGGGCAAGACGCCGGCACCUGUAGUGGACGAUGUGCCACCCUACUACCCGUUGACCGAGGAGGAGGAGGCUGUGAGCCUGGGCAGCACGGUGGGCAGCGGGCCCUUCUUCCGAGAGGAGAAAGCGCCUGGUAUGCAAAGGGCCAUCGACCAGCUGGACGACCUGAGUCUGCAGGAAGCAGGGCGGGGGCUGUGGGGAGAGACCCAUGCAGAUGUGGUCCCCAACAUGCUGACCCCCCUCAAGGCAGCUGGCCCUGGCCACCGGGUGCCUGACUCAGGCCCCGAGCCUAUCCUGGCCUUUUAUGGCAGCCGCCUAACAGGCCGACACAAGACCCGCAAGCUGCCUGCAGGCUCCAAGUCCGACUCCAACUUCAGCAACCUGAUCCGACUGAGCCAGGCCUCGCCCGAGGAUGAGGUGCCCUGCCGGGGCAGUGGCUGGGAGGAGGGUGAGCGAUGUGGGGCCUCUGCUGAACCACCCACCAUUCUGCAGCGAGAUGGUGAUGGGCCUGACAUCAAGGACCUGGUCAUGGAUGCUGAGAAGCCGGGCCCUAAGCUCUUUGACCCCAGCAGCUGCCCUGGGGAAUGGCUGAAUGAUCCAGACUGGAGCCUGGAGGGUAUCCGGGGGCCACGGGCUCAGGGCCUGCCACCCCGCCACUCCCGGGCCACCAGCUUUCUCCAGCAUGUUGGCGGGCACCACUGA